UCUUCUUGUUCAAUUCUCUGCCACCCGUUCCGAGGCUACGAAAAGAUAUCGAACCCGUAAACGACAUCGAGUCGACCCGGAAGCAUUCCAAAAUGACAAGUCUUCCUCAAUUUCUUAAGCUUUUCCACGAUCUUUUCUCCACUAAUUAUCGCCUUUUCUAUAUAUCUAACUGUGUUUAACGUUACCAAAACCAUCAUUAAAGAUGGUUAAGUUCGCGAAAACAUAUGUAUACUUUGCUUUGUUUCUUCUUAUCGCGUUAACUGUGAAGGUUACAGGUCGGGUUUUACGUUCUGAGUUGAUUUCAGAUGGCACCGAUGAUGAUCCAACUCGAGAGAAGGGAAUGGGGUCGUCGUUCUUGCAUUUCCAAGGAUUUGAUCUUCGUGAAGAACGUUGUGAGCAAAUGUACGGUUUUCUACCGUGCUCAGAGAAUCUUUUAGGCCAUCUUUUCCUUAUUCUGAUUUAUGAGUACUUGUUAUAUCACGGAGAAUCGUACGUUGCUUCCGGAGGUAAAAGGAUUUUUCAGAUUCUUGGUCCCGGCAUCUUCGGUGCAAGUGCUUUCCAGGUCCUCGGUUUCCUUCCAGAGUCAUUUAUACUUCUCGUAUCGGGACUUUCGAACACUAAGGAUGUAGCUCAAGAGUAUGUCCUAACCGGAGUCGGCUUGCUAGCCGGAUCAGCAACACUCCUUCUCACUUUACUGUGGGGAACUUGUGUCAUCAUCGGCAGUCGAAAAUUUCCCUCAGAAUCUGGUUCAACCCCUUCAGUGAUUCCUACCCAAAACCGAUACCAAAAACUGUUUUCGUUUUUCAGCGAUUCCGGCGUAACUACGGAUCACGAGACAAGUUUCGCGGCCAAAAUUAUGGUUCUUUCUGUUAUUCCGUUCAUAUUCCUACUAAUCCCAGAAAUAUUUGGUCUCGCGUAUUUGUUUGAGGGAUAUAUCAUCGUGAUCGCUCUGUGUGUUACGGUUAUGUUCUUGAUCAUAUACUUCAUUUACCAGGUGUUUGAGCCUUCAAUCCAAAAGCGAAGAUUAUCAUACGUGAAACACGAGCAUUUAGUUGUCGACAUACUAAAACAUUUGCAAGAGCACACAGCGGAAAAAGUACUCACCGAUGAUGGUUUACCAAACCUAUCUGCUAUAAAACGUCUAUUUAUGAUGAUUGAUCAAGAUGCCGAUAGUUACAUAUCUUUUUCCGAACUAAAAGCGGCUCUCGAGGAUGUCAAGUUCAGGCGAUUAACUUGGAACAAGGAGAAAAGAGUGGAAGAAAUAAUGAAAGAAUUCGAUACCGAUGCUGAUAGCAAAGUGAAUUUGGAUGAAUUUAUCGAUGGAUUCACAAAAUGGCUUGACGAAACAAAGAUGAAUGCAACGAAUAAACGUUCAUUCCGCUCGGUUAGGUCGUGGAACGACUUGUAUAAGAUUAUCCAUCCAUGGGUUCAGACCAAAAAGAAAGAACAAGAGAUGAUGAAGAUUAUGGUAUCCAAAAUUAUUCGACAUGUCGAAAGCUUUUCGUUAGAGAAGUUCUACAAUGAAGAUGGAACACCGGAUAUUUCAGCAAUGAAAAGGUUGUUUGAAAGAAUUGAUCUUGAUCACGAUAAUUUUAUAUCGCAAUCUGAAUUGAAGAGGUUGAUCAUGGAAGUCUACUCCGAGAGGACACCGGAGGACGUAGAUGAAGCAACGGCUCAACUAAUGCAAGAUCUCGACACAAGUGGAGAUCAACAAAUCGAUGAACACGAGUUCAUAAAUGGAUUUAAGAAUCGGCUCAACACAUCUAAUGACGAAAUCGUUCCCAUGUCGCCUGAUGCAUCCCAAAAACCAUGGGAACUAUGGACAGAUGAUGGUGUAGACAGAUCUGGCUGGGCAUGGACAAAGGCUCUAAUGCUGCUGAUUCUUGGCAUAGCCAUGUUAGCACUUCUAGCUGAACCGCUGAUACAUAGUGUUCAAAACAUCUCCGUCGCUGCAAACCUACCAUCGUUCUUCGUAUCGUUUAUCCUUGUUCCCGUGGCCACGAAUGCUCGAGCAGCAAUUUCAGCCAUACAAACUGUAAAUCAAAGGAACGAACGAACGAUUUCCUUGACAUUCUCCGAGUUAUACGACGGAGUGUUUAUGAAUAACGUUCUUGGAUUUUCCGUUCUCUUGGCGGUCAUAUAUUUUCGAGGCUUGACAUGGGAUUUCUCCGCUGAAGUGUCGGUCGUGUUGAUAGUUUGUAGCAUCAUGGGUGCAGCAGCUAGCUUUAGAUUGAAGUACCCGAUUUGGACAUCGUUCAUAGCGUACCUACUCUAUCCGUUGUCGUUGAUCUUCGUUAUUGUUUUUAAUAAAUUUUAACGCUAAAA
Molecule: messenger RNA, 2325 nt
Organism: Cynara cardunculus var. scolymus (artichoke)
Lineage: Eukaryota; Viridiplantae; Streptophyta; Magnoliopsida; Asterales; Asteraceae
Product: sodium/calcium exchanger NCL2-like
Exons: 9
Coding region: 203-2317 (704 amino acids)
Biological process (GO): intracellular calcium ion homeostasis; calcium ion transmembrane transport
Cellular component (GO): membrane
Molecular function (GO): calcium:proton antiporter activity; calcium ion binding
Source: RefSeq, a predicted model, not a curated record